UGUAGCUUUUGUGAGGUGUGUGACAGCUGGCUUCCAUCGGUGUCACCUAUUCUGACGGCAGGCCCCUCCGAGAGGACCUCUGCACGCGUCCGGAGCAGGACAUGGAGCCCGUGACCUUUGAGGAUGUGGCUGUGAACUUCACUUCGGGCGAAUGGACUUUAUUGGAUUCUAGUCAAAGGAAGCUCUACAGAGAUGUGAUGAAGGAAAACUUUAUGAACCUGAUCUCCAUAGAGAAAACACAUGAAGAAAAUGUUGAAGAGGACUACCAGAGGCUCAGGAGAAAUCUAGGAACUCAGGUGGUUGAGAAAGAUGGUGAAUAUGAACAUGAUAGUCAGUGUGAAAAAAACCAGCGACAGAUUCCAGAGCCUAUUGUUAGUGAGGCCAUGCCUCCUUCUAUAACAUUAUAUGAAAACAGUAGCAGUUUGUGUAUAAGAAACAUCAUUGGUAAUUUGCCCUCAAAUGUGCACCUCAGUGAUCAAACUGAAGAUAAACUAUUUGAGUAUAAGGAGCCUGUGGAAAAGGCUUUUAAACGUGAAAAAUUUUGGGAAGAUAUGGGUCAAUCUGAGCCAUUUCAGGUACAUGAAUGUUCUAAAGAAAAAUCCUCUGAAAGUCAGCAAUGUAAUACGGCUUGUGGGAGUCUCCAUUGUGAUCAGCAUCAGGAGAGGACUGACAGCGGAAACAAGCAUGAAGAGAACAUUGUUACAAACUACACACAUGGCCAGAGAGAUGAAAGUAUCCAUACUGAAGUAAAACCAUUUGUAUGUAAGCAAUGUGGAGAAGCGUUUGUCAAUUCCAGUCACCUUAUCAGCCAUGAACGAAUUCAUAUUGUAGAGAAGUGUUAUAUUUGCAAACAAUGUGGAAAAACAUUUAGAUAUUUGUCAUGCUUUCAAAAACAUGAAAGAAUUCACAGUGGAGAGAGACCUUAUGCGUGUGAGCAGUGUGGGAAAGGAUUUAUCCAGUUGAAAUACCUUCUCAUGCACCAAAGAAGUCACACUGGAGAAAAUUCUUAUGAAUGCAAACAUUGUGAAAAAGUCUUCACUAUUUCCAUUGCUGAUGAUGUACCUGAAAGAAUUCACUGUGGAGAGAAACCGUAUUCAUGUAAGCAUUGUGGAAAAACUUUCACUAGUCCCAAUGACUAUAAUAGUUGUGAAAGUAUCCAUACUGGAGAGAAUCCCUUUGUAUGUAAAAAAUGUGGGAAAGCCUUCAAACGUUUGGGUCAUUUUAUGAAUCAUGAAAGAAUUCACACUGGAGAGAAGCCUUAUGCAUGUAAGCAUUGUGGGAAAGCCUUCACUAGUUCCAGUGACCGUAAUAGCCAUGAAAGAAUACACACUGGAGAGAAACCCUUCAUUUGUAAAACAUGUGGGAAAGCGUUCAGUCGUUCUGAUUAUCUUAUCAAUCAUAGAAGGAUACACACUGGAGAGAAGCCUUAUGCAUGUAAGUAUUGUGGAAAAGCCUUUGCCACAUCCAGUGACAGAAACAGCCAUGAAAGAAUUCACACUGGGGAGAGAUCCUUUCUAUGUAAAAAAUGUGGAAAAGUAUUCAUUCUUUCUGGUGACCUAAUCAAGCAUGAAAGGAUCCACACUGGAGAGAAGCCUUAUUCAUGCAAACAUUGUGGAAAAGCUUUCACUACUUCGAGUGCUCGUAACAGUCACGAAAGAAUUCACACUGGAGAGAAGCCUUAUACAUGUAAGCAUUGCACAAAAACUUUUACCACUUCCAGUACCCGUAACAGUCAUGAAAAAACUCACACCGCAGAGAAGCAUUUUGCAUGUGACCUUUGUAGGAAAACCUUCAACAGUCAGAGUUCCUAUUACACUCAUAAAAAAAUUCAUUCUAUGCAAGAGAAACUUUAUGUAUGUAAACACUGUGGAAAAGAAUUCACUUACUGUGGUAAUUUCCUCAAGCAUGAAAGAAUUCACACUAUGGAAACCUUGUCCACAUGAGCAAUCUGUGGUUGUGUUCCACAAACCGUCACAAACCCACAUAUGGGUUCAUAGUGAAGAACUUGUUCAACUAUAAAUGGUGUGACGCUCUGGCUUGCCAACUUACGAGUUUAGAUGACCCUGAGACGGCUCAGUAAAGGAUCUUUUGGGUAGCCUGAUGAUCUCAGUUUUAACUGUGGAAGUCAGAUGGCAGAAAUAGAGAGCCAUUUCACAAAAGUUGACUUCUGAAGUCCACAUGCGCACCAUUGAAUGUAUGUGUGUGCAAACACAAAUGAAGUAAAUAAAUAUAGUGCUAAAGUAAGAAAAAAAUGAAAAUUUUGAUGUGGAAAGAAGCAGAUAUGACCAGAAAUAGUGUAAUUUUAGCCCUAGUAUACAAACAUAUUCAGGAUAAAAUCCUGCUCUGAUACAUGUUUUAAUGCCUGCUUAUUACAGCUAGGAUAGGAGGCUAGCAAAAUAAAGUAUCCAGGCCGGGCGAUGGUGGCGCACGCCUUUAAUCCCAGCACUCGGGAGGCAGAGGCAGGUGGAUCUCUGUGAGUUCGAGACCAGCCUGGUCUACAGAGCUAGUUCCAGGACAGGCUCCAAAGCCACAGAGAAACCCUGUCUCAAAAAACCAAAAUAAUAAUAAUAAUAAAGUAUCCAAUACAGGACAUUUGACUGCCACUUGGAAAUUUUAAGGUUCCAACCAAAUGAAAAUUUUAAUGAAAAAAAUUAAGAAAGCUAUGAUUUUCUGUUGAAAUAAAGCUUAUAAAAAAUUUUUAUAAACUACAUUUAACAUGUAGUUAAAUCUUAUAAAGAGAGUUUAUGUUUGUGUAGAAUAUUUUGCAAAUAAUCCGAAGAAAGUACAAUAAAAAUUUUGACAUUUUGAUCUUUGGUCCAUUUCUAUACAAAACUUAUAUUUUUGCCUUUUGUUUUUAAUCUUGGAAUUAAGUUAAUAAUAUUGGCGUAAUUUUCUGGUCUGCUGUUCCCAUCACUGGGAAGACAGAUUUCUAAGAAGUUGUGUCCAGCAAUAGCUAGCCUUUGAAGAAACUGUUUGAAGCGUGGAGAGAUGGCUCAGUUUAUUAACGGCAUUUGCACCUCUCCUGAGGGGCUUUCUUUGGAAUCUAGCAUGUGUAUUGGGUGGCUUUCAGCUAACUUUAACUUUAAUUCCAGAGUUUUCAAACACCUUCCGAUCCUCUCCAGGUACCUGUACAAUUAUGUACAUACACAAAUAAAAAAUAUGAAAAGAAAAAGAGAAGAAAUUGGUGCCUCAGAGAGAUGGCUCUGUAGCUAAGAACACUGACUUCUCUUUCAGGUUUUUCUGUGUCUAGUAGAAACAGAAAAUUUUUUGCUUCCUAUUUUAAUAUUUUCUGUGUCCCUUACCUAGCAAAUUAUUUUUUCAACAUACCUAUUAGCUCAUUGGUAAUUAUGUUUAUGUAAAAAGAAAUUCUAAAUGAC
Messenger RNA from Microtus ochrogaster (prairie vole), 3377 nucleotides. RefSeq lists its product as uncharacterized. Gene Ontology annotation, molecular function: RNA polymerase II cis-regulatory region sequence-specific DNA binding; DNA-binding transcription activator activity, RNA polymerase II-specific. The record is from RefSeq and is a predicted model, not a curated record. Gene Ontology annotation, biological process: regulation of transcription by RNA polymerase II. Gene Ontology annotation, cellular component: nucleus. NCBI's taxonomy places the organism in Eukaryota, Metazoa, Chordata, Mammalia, Rodentia, Cricetidae.